Molecule: messenger RNA, 1292 nt
Organism: Solanum pennellii
Lineage: Eukaryota; Viridiplantae; Streptophyta; Magnoliopsida; Solanales; Solanaceae
Product: CBS domain-containing protein CBSX1, chloroplastic-like
Exons: 8
Coding region: 200-910 (236 amino acids)
Source: RefSeq, a predicted model, not a curated record
UAAUUUUACAUAUAUUUCUUGUAAUAAUAAAAAAAAGAAGUUUCUCCACAAAAGCAAUUGUGAACUCCACUUGAAGUGAAGGAACGCGAGGAGAGCCAACAAAGAUAACUGCUCUGUGGCUCUCUCUACCUUCCAAAUUGCUGUAACGUAACGCCUUCACUUCCCAUCCUUCUGAAUUCUCUUCUUCCGAAAUCCGACCAUGGCAUCUAUCUCGCCGUCGGGAGUCUCCCUCCGCCGCAGCUCCGCCGCUUUCCACCACCAGCUGCCUUGUCUGCUCUUAUCUCUCCCAUGCCACAAAGUUGCUACUUUCGCUAAAUGUUUCCUCUCCGUACGCCUUUGGAACUCGCGCAACCAUUUUUCCGUUACCGCCAGCAACACUUUGACGGCCAAUUCAGCAGAGCCAAGAAAUGGUGUAUAUACAGUAGGUGAUUUCAUGACAAGAAAAGAUGAUCUACAUGUGGUAAAACCAUCAACAUCUGUAGAUGAAGCCUUGGAAACGUUGGUAGAACGCAGAAUCACUGGUUUCCCUGUGGUUGAUGAUGACUGGAAAUUGGUUGGUCUUGUUUCUGAUUAUGAUCUAUUGGCUCUGGAUUCUGUAUCAGGUACAGGAGGAGCUGAUGCAAACAUGUUCCCCGAAGUGGGCAGCAACUGGAAAACAUUCAAUGAGGUUCAAAAGUUGAUAAGUAAGACCAAGGGGAAAGUGGUUGGUGAUUUGAUGACGCCUGCUCCACUAGUAGUUAGGGAGUCUACCAAUCUAGAGGAUGCAGCAAGACUUCUGCUCAAAACAAAAUACCGCCGGCUUCCUGUUGUAGAUAGUGAUGGAAAGCUGGUGGGAAUAAUAACAAGGGGAAAUGUUGUGAGAGCUGCCCUUCAUAUUAAACGGAUCAUGGAAAUGGAAGGCCAACAGUAAUCAAUUGGAAUUCGCGCAUAGAUGCAGUUCAGUUGGAGAAUCAUAUGUUGUUCAUUUCCCUAAGAGAAGGGGGUGACAUAAGACAGUUAAACUUACAUUAGCAGGAUUUGCCAACCGGUUGAACCUAGGAUAUUUAUGUAAAAGUUUAGAAGAUGAAAAUGAACCUUCCUCAGUGUGCAAGAUAUACAUAGUUUAAUUAUUUUGUAGAUAAUACAGUUCCAUUGCUCCAUGAAAAUUAUUUGUGAGUCAAAAUUCCUCACAGUUAUGAGCAACAGAAGAACAUAUCAUUUGUUUGUAAUUGGAAGGAAUUUUAAUUUAGGUGGACAUUUUUAAAAGGAGGCUUCUUUUGAGUUAGGGAGUUUAAAAACUUCUUCAUUGGAUA